Priapulus caudatus is the source of this 971-nucleotide messenger RNA. RefSeq names its product tetratricopeptide repeat protein 16-like. The transcript is spliced from 5 exons. The coding region runs from base 32 to 703 and encodes 223 amino acids. NCBI's taxonomy places the organism in Eukaryota, Metazoa, Priapulida, Priapulimorpha, Priapulimorphida, Priapulidae. The record is from RefSeq and is a predicted model, not a curated record. Gene Ontology annotation, molecular function: protein binding.
CUUCCACGCGGAAGGAGACGUGAACGCCGCAAUGGCAGACUAUCAACAGGCCUUUGAGCUGGAUCCGACAGACCCGUCCAUCCAUGUAAGGUUAGCAGCAGUGCACGCUCAGGUAGGCCGCAGCUGUCACGAGCAGCAUCAGUACCAGACAGCCGUGCAUCACCUAAGCGAAGCCGUGCACUACAACCCGCGCGACGCCGACGUCUACGCGACACGGGCCACGUGUAGACUCAAGUUACAGGAGCUUGUAGGGGCGCGUGAGGACGUCGUCGCCGCGGCAUUGCUAGGGCCGUCGACCGACCUGCCCGCAGCCCUCUGUGAGCAGCUAUUCCCGGGCAAGGACCUGCGACAAGUACUGCAGAGCCCCAUAGCGGAGGAAAUGCAAUGUAGACUCUUGCCACAGGCAGUGACGUCGGCAAGCGGCGUAGAGUCCGGCCACCAGCAGGUGUCUAUAGAAUACGCCAACGAUGACAAAAUAAAUAGACGAGGCUGCUUUCCUGAUCCAGCCGCAUGGAGAGAGGAAAGACAGUUUCAGGCCAGUUUUGCUAGAGAAAAGAAGAAGGUUCAAGAAGAUGUAAGAAGUGUUUAUCACCAACGCAACAGCCUCGAGAACACUGCGCCCAGGAUGUCAACACGUGUAGCUGAAGACGCGUGUGCGUCCCCAUCUGGUGUCGGCUGGAGAAAGUUCACAGUAGGGAAAUAAAUGCUGACUAAUGAACUCGCAAUGGCGAAAUCGGAAUAACGAAGGUUCAUCCGUUCAUCUCGGUGUUCUCAAAACCCGGAAAAACGAAUCCGGGUUUCAAUUGAUACGGAUAUAUUAUAAUUGUAAACCUGCGUUUGCUAAGUACGAUCACAUGUAACGUAAAUAGGGUACGAUUCGAACAACCAAAAUGGGUCAGGAUGGUCCGACAAGCGAAGUCUAAGCGUGCGCCUUUCCAUUUCUCUGUAGUGUUCAAGACAUAUUAAACACG